Sander lucioperca (pikeperch) is the source of this 1825-nucleotide messenger RNA. RefSeq names its product chromosome 10 C1orf43 homolog (gene ltap1). Lineage: Eukaryota; Metazoa; Chordata; Actinopteri; Perciformes; Percidae. The transcript is spliced from 7 exons. The record is from RefSeq and is a predicted model, not a curated record. Gene Ontology annotation, biological process: phagocytosis. Bases 237 to 1031 code for a protein of 264 amino acids.
ACGUGACCACCCCGGAAAACAACAAACCGGGCGGUUAGCGAAAUGUAACAACCACGGAGAGUACUUUACCUUCUUUUACUUCCCUGUUGUCUGUCUUUCGUUUAACGUUAUCUUAAUGUGUUUUAAAAACGAGAAAUUCAAUGAAACAGUAUGCCUUUCAAAGGCCAAGUGUUGGACAUACUUUCCGUCAUUUAGCUUUGUUUAGCUAACGUUUGGUUAAGUUUAACCAUUUCAAAAUGCGGAGUGAUUCUCUUCUCUCGAGCGUUAACGUGGUGCUUGUAAUGGCCUUCGGUAGUCUGGUGUUUGUUUUGCUGUUUAUCUUUGUCAAAAGACAAAUUAUGCGAUUUGCCAUGAAGUCUCGGAGAGGACCACAUGUUCCCCUUGGCCACAAUGCUCCUAAGGAGUUGAGACAAGUAAUUGAAGCCAAACUGUGCCAGGUCCAGAAAAUCCACUUUGAGCCUCGUCUGCUCUCCCCAGAUGAUGACCGGCUAAAACACAAAGAACAUUCUGGUCAGAGAGAAACACAGACACACACACCAGUCCUGAAACUAUCUACACUGUUGCAAUACCACCUGCACUUUCUGUCAACAGAUCUUCCUUUCCGUGAACUGGGUGGCACAUCCACCGCUGUGACGGGUAAAAGACUUCGGACCUGGCUUCUACAUCUACGAAACUCCCACUGUGUGUUCCGAGACAGUCUGAGCUCGCUCAUCGACAAAGUGCUGGAUGGGUACAGCAAAGCACGUCACGGGGCUGAGGCUUUUGGCGAAGCAGAAUUUUUGAAAUACCAGGAAGCUCUAACUGAACUGGCGUCUGUUGUCAAGUCUCACAGCAGCAGCACUCCGAGCCAGUACCACCAGUCCGCAGCCAAAGACCUGAGCAGCACCACAGAGCUUGCAAGCUUCUCCUCCUCCCCCACCCAAACCACCUACCUCACAUCUUCAGUGCAGCAGCGUAGCAAGCGGCCUGGACACUUCCUGGAGAUGAAGAACUUCAAAGACAACUACAACACUCUGGACAGCUCCUUCUGAAAACUUGUGACCCCCAUCCAAAAGAAAGUUCAAAGACAAGGUAGUGCUGCCAGUAAUUAAAGUGCCUACGGACAACGGGUCACUGUCGCCAGAUAGUUACGAGUGAAAUGAAAAACACUGCCUUCAUGUAUUAACACAUAUUGCCUGGUUUACAGUAUAAUGCAUAUCAGACUCAGUGCUCUUUACCUAAGUGUAGCUUAUGCAUAUAUCCUGUAUUAAUGCAUGUUUGAGUGCUAUAAUUAGGUAGGAAAGUGACUAUAAUAAGUAGGGUUGAUUUGACCAAAACAAAAACAGUCAUGUGGCUAUGCAAUGACAAGACAAUCAUAUUUAUUGCACAGUGUACCUAUGCAGACUUGUUAGAAUUAACCGACUGUAUUUAAACACGUUAAUAGUUAACAAAGAUUGUAGAGAAAACCAAUAUUAAUGGUGGAAAAACACACACUGUUUAUGUCACUUAUGUUUACAUCUAUAUAUGUCUUUUUUUAAGCCUUAAAUGUUUGUCUUACAGAAGCCAUACUUGAUUUAAUGAAUUUUUAUGAUUAAGUGCUCUUUUGAUUUAAUCGUUCUCUCAGUGCAAUGUAACAGUAACAGUAUUCCAGUGCAUUAAUGCAUUCUGAAUGUUGCAUCAGGGGAAGUCUCUUUCUGGACUUUUUUUUGUCUUUUUUAGACAGGGACCUAGUAUUCAGGGUUCCCAGUGAAGCAAGUGAUGUCCAUGCUUGAAUAAUUUUAUUUUCUGUGGUGCUUAUUGUACAAGUUGCCAUCCAAAUAAAACUGUGACGUACUGUCAAAAUGUU